GGGAGAGCGUAGCCGUAACUCCCGUUGUCGCGGAGAAGGAACGUGAAAACGUAUCUGUCAAAAGGGUAGAAUGUUUUUGUUAAUGUUUUUUUUUAAAACCAUCAUUAACUAAGAAUUCGUAAAAACUAUCGUAAACUGGAAGCUGGUUGGAUAUAAAUUAAGCGUAUAACACCCAUAGAAAUAACAAUCCUAUUUAUCCAAUGAAUAGACCGAAGAUUUCUUACACAAAUAGGGGUUUAAACAUUUCCAUAUUCUAUAUUUCGUGACUUUGAGCUUCAAUAAGUUUUUCAGGAUUCAAGACUACGAGCUCGGCAGCUGCUCCUGCGAUAACUGAGUACACAAAUCGAAAUGCCACCAAAUGGAACGAUACCUGAAAAGUUAUUCGAAGAUGUUUGUGAGGAACCUGAAACACAAGACAUUAAUAACAAUAUACUGAGUAAACUAGAUCCUCCUACUAUAGCAGCGCCUAGAAAAUAUGAAGUUGUUUAUAAAAAUUUCCUUACUAUUGGAUAUAUGCAUGCUGCUGCGCUUUACGGGCUCUAUCUGUGUUUCACACAAGCUAAAUGGGCUACAGUUAUCUAUGCAUACCUAUCAUACGUAGCAGCUACAAUUGGAGUUACAGCUGGAGCUCACCGUCUCUGGUCCCAUAAGGCUUUUAAAGCCACCUUCCCCUUACAAGUGAUUCUGAUGCUGUUCCUCUCCAUCGCCAACCAGAGAGCGACCCACUGGGUCAGAGACCAUAGGACCCACCACAAAUACAGUGACACUGAUGCCGACCCGCAUAAUGCUAGCAGAGGAUUCUUCUAUUCCCAUAUUGGAUGGCUUUUUGUGAAGAAGCAUCCAGAAGUCAAAAAACGAGGAAAGCUCAUGGAUCUUUCGGAUAUUUACAGUAAUCCUGUUUUGAUGUUCCAGCACAGGCACGCCAAAUACUUUCUCCCUACGAUGUGCUUCGUGAUACCAACAUUAAUCCCCAUGAUCUUUUGGGGCGAAACCUUCAAUAACGCCUGGAACAUUACCUUAACAAGAUACAUCUUCAAUGCCCACGUCUUCUUCUUAGUCAACAGUGCCGCCCAUAUCUUCGGUAACAAGCCCUAUGACAAGGACAUCUUAUCCGGGGAAAGUAACAUCGUCUCUCUCGCGACCUUCGGAGAAGGAUUCCAUAACUACCACCACGUUUUUCCCUGGGACUAUAGAAAUGCUGAAUUGGGCGGCACUGUUCUAAACUAUACUAAGGUUUUUAUAGACUUAGCAGCGGCCAUUGGAUGGGCUUAUGAUUUAAAGACGGUUCCCAAAGAAUUGGUUUAUAAAAGAGCUUUGAGGUCUGGGGAUGGUAGUCACCAGUGUGCUAAAGUUGAAAGACCCGAAUGACCUUCAAAGGGUGAUGAAUGAAAUAAGUUAGCAAAUGAUAAAAGCAGUGAUUAGUCAGCAAGCAUUUAGGUUACAAACCAACAUUUUUUGACAGAAAGCCAAUUACGGGCCCUCACAUUUAGCAGUACUAUAAGGAAAAAACAUGAAAAUUAUCAAUUGUAAAGCUAUGCCUGAGAAAAAAAUGAAUUUACC
Messenger RNA from Trichoplusia ni (cabbage looper), 1560 nucleotides. RefSeq names its product acyl-CoA Delta(11) desaturase-like. The transcript is spliced from 4 exons. Gene Ontology annotation, biological process: unsaturated fatty acid biosynthetic process. Gene Ontology annotation, molecular function: iron ion binding; stearoyl-CoA 9-desaturase activity. NCBI's taxonomy places the organism in Eukaryota, Metazoa, Arthropoda, Insecta, Lepidoptera, Noctuidae. Gene Ontology annotation, cellular component: endoplasmic reticulum membrane. The record is from RefSeq and is a predicted model, not a curated record. The coding region runs from base 349 to 1368 and encodes 339 amino acids.